This is a messenger RNA of Suillus subalutaceus, 723 nucleotides long. RefSeq lists its product as uncharacterized. Lineage: Eukaryota; Fungi; Basidiomycota; Agaricomycetes; Boletales; Suillaceae. The transcript has 6 exons. Bases 1 to 723 code for a protein of 240 amino acids. The record is from RefSeq and is a predicted model, not a curated record.
AUGACCCAUCCCUCUGCCUCCACUGGCAGUGUGAAAUUUCCGUUUACCUCGAUGGAUAUUAACCCCUCAGCUCGCUUUCAAGAGGGUAUCGCCAUCCAAGACAGCAAGGCACUCACAUCAUGCGUUCUGCCGCCUGAACGCAAUGAGCAACCUGUCAAGCGCAAGAUGGAAUUUGCUGACCCUGCAACCCCUUGGAAGCAACGAAUACUGGAAUCAUUUUCCACAGAUGGCGUACGUCUUGUCGCUACGCCCAUGAAAAUGAUGCAUCACAACACGGAUAUUACUAGCCCUGCUGCAAAGUGCUUGUAUAGGGAGGCGUCGGGCAUUUUCUUGAAGUGUAAAGCGGACGCUCAAAUAGAUCCCUUUACGAUCAAACACAUAAAAGUUGAUGAGCCGCCGCCUAAUGCCAGAACUUUCAUUUGGUCGCUACCCGUGGAAACUCUCAGUGCUAUCAUAGCUGGCCCUAUCUUCUUUGCUAACAGGAACUUUUCAACUUCCCCGGAAGACACGUGUUACCUGCAUGUCGACUCGCCCAAUUUUGACGUUUUGACGACUUGGAGACGAAUGGAUACUUUUCGUCCACCACGUAUGGUGUUGAGCUGGAUUGAUGUUGAUGUACAACCUGCACAACUUUCCGCGUUUUUGGACUUCCUGCAAUCCGUCCCCCGAAAUCCAUACGAUUCAUCAUGCUCUUCUGGAGUUUCGACAUUCUCUCGUCCCUAA